AUGUUCAUAAAUCGCUGACUGUUUUCAACUAAUCAUAAAGAUAUUGGCACUCUUUACCUUCUAUUUGGUGCCUGAGCCGGUAUGGUAGGAACUGCUCUUAGUCUCCUAAUCCGGGCCGAACUAGGUCAACCUGGCACACUACUAGGAGAUGAUCAAAUUUAUAAUGUGGUCGUUACUGCCCAUGCUUUUGUGAUGAUUUUCUUCAUAGUAAUACCUAUUAUGAUUGGAGGGUUUGGUAACUGAUUGGUCCCAUUAAUAAUUGGAGCCCCUGACAUAGCAUUCCCCCGAAUGAAUAACAUGAGCUUCUGACUUCUUCCUCCAUCUUUUUUACUUCUACUUGCUUCAUCUAUGGUGGAGGCCGGAGCAGGGACUGGAUGAACAGUAUAUCCACCCUUAGCCGGUAAUCUGGCUCAUGCGGGAGCAUCCGUAGAUCUAACCAUUUUCUCACUCCACCUAGCAGGUGUCUCUUCGAUCUUGGGUGCUAUUAAUUUUAUCACCACUAUUAUUAAUAUAAAACCUCCUGCCAUAUCUCAAUACCAAACACCCCUUUUUGUAUGAUCAGUUUUAAUCACUGCAGUCCUAUUACUCCUAUCACUCCCAGUCCUAGCAGCAGGAAUUACUAUGCUAUUAACAGAUCGAAACCUAAAUACCACAUUCUUUGAUCCUGCCGGAGGAGGAGAUCCUAUCUUAUACCAACACUUAUUCUGAUUUUUUGGUCACCCGGAGGUCUAUAUUUUAAUUCUACCCGGCUUCGGAAUAAUCUCACAUAUUGUUACCUAUUACUCAGGUAAAAAGGAACCAUUUGGCUACAUGGGAAUAGUUUGAGCCAUAAUAUCAAUUGGCUUUCUGGGCUUUAUCGUAUGGGCCCAUCACAUGUUUACCGUGGGAAUAGAUGUAGAUACACGAGCAUACUUUACAUCAGCUACCAUAAUUAUCGCCAUUCCUACUGGGGUAAAAGUAUUUAGCUGACUGGCUACUCUUCACGGAGGUAAUAUUAAGUGGUCCCCCGCCAUACUAUGAGCUUUAGGUUUUAUCUUCCUAUUUACCGUAGGAGGUUUGACAGGGAUUGUACUAGCGAACUCCUCACUAGAUAUCGUUCUUCACGAUACAUACUACGUAGUAGCCCAUUUCCACUAUGUAUUAUCAAUAGGAGCAGUAUUCGCUAUUAUAGGGGGUUUCGUCCAUUGAUUCCCUUUAUUCUCAGGGUACACUCUUGAUAAUACUUGGGCAAAAAUUCACUUCACAAUUAUAUUUGUGGGAGUUAACAUAACGUUUUUCCCUCAGCACUUCCUAGGGCUAUCUGGAAUGCCGCGACGUUAUUCUGACUACCCAGACGCAUAUACGACUUGAAACACAAUUUCCUCAAUAGGCUCUUUCAUCUCACUAACGGCAGUUAUACUAAUAAUUUUCAUAGUGUGAGAAGCUUUUGCAUCCAAGCGAGAAGUGGCUAUAGUAGAAUUGACCACAACUAAUCUCGAAUGACUACAUGGAUGUCCCCCUCCCUACCACACAUUUGAAGAGCCAACUUAUGUACUAUUAAAAUAA
Messenger RNA from Puma concolor (puma), 1545 nucleotides. The record is from the annotation of a RefSeq genome assembly. Lineage: Eukaryota; Metazoa; Chordata; Mammalia; Carnivora; Felidae.